AUGCCUCAUUUUUUCGUGGACCACAACAGCCGGGCAACAACCUUCAUUGACCCCAGGAUCCCCCUUACAGAACGGCCGUCUGCCCAACCACCUAACCCACAGGCAGCACCUGCAGAGACUACGCAGCUACAGUGCAGAGAGGCAUCUGAUGUGUCCCGGAGUCGAGUAGCUUCCCUGAUUCACAGACCUGGGAACAGCCUGGUGGCCACCAUACGCAGCCAGUACCACCCCGACUCCACACUGUUAGGUGCACCAUCUUACAAUGACAAGAUAGUGGCGUUCCUUCGCCAGCCAAACAUCUUUGAGAUGCUUCAAGAGCGCCAGCCGAGCCUGGCCAGGAACCAUGUACUAAGGGAGAAGAUCCACUACAUCAAGACGGAAGGUUCACAGGGGGUGGAGAAGCUGUCUUGUGAUGCUGACCUGGUCAUUCUGCUGAGUUUGUUUGAGGAGGAAAUCAUGUCCUAUGUUCCACCCCACUCCUUCCACCCGGGGUACAGCUUCUCGCGUUGCUCACCCGGAUCCUCGCUACAAAACUCCCCAGGCUUACAGAGGGCCCGAGCCCCGGCUCCAUACCGCAGAGACUUUGAAGCCAAACUGCGCAACUUCUACAGGAAGCUGGAAGCUAAGGGCUAUGGCCAGGGGCCAGGGAAGAUCAAACUGAUCAUCAGAAGAGACCACCUGUUGGAGGGCACCUUCAAUCAGGUGAUGGCCUACUCCCGCAAGGAGCUGCAGAGGAACAAGCUCUACAUCACCUUCUUGGGAGAGGAGGGGCUGGACUACAGCGGCCCCUCCAGGGAGUUCUUCUUCCUGUUGUCCCAAGAGCUAUUCAACCCUUACUACGGCCUGUUUGAGUACUCAGCCAAUGACACCUACACCGUCCAGAUCAGCCCCAUGUCUGCCUUCGUUGAGAACCAUCUGGAAUGGUUCCGCUUCAGUGGGCGUAUUCUAGGCCUGGCCCUGAUCCACCAGUAUCUACUGGAUGCCUUCUUCACACGGCCCUUCUACAAGGCCCUCCUCAGACUAGCCACAGACCUGAGUGAUCUGGAGUAUCUGGAUGAGGAGUUCCAUCAGAGUCUCCAGUGGAUGAAGGAAAAUGACAUCACUGACAUCCUGGACCUCACCUUCACCGUCAAUGAGGAGGUCUUUGGCCAGGUGACGGAGCGGGAGCUGAAGUCGGGCGGCUCCAACCUUCAGGUGACGGAGAAGAACAAGAAGGAGUACAUUGAGCGCAUGGCCAAGUGGAGGGUGGAGCGUGGGGUGGUGCAGCAGACUGAGGCCCUGGUCCGAGGCUUCUAUGAGGUGGUAGACUCUCGUCUGGUGUCGGUGUUUGACGCCAGAGAGCUGGAGCUGGUCAUCGCAGGGACGGCUGAGAUCGACCUCAACGACUGGAGGACCAACACAGAGUACAGAGGAGGUUACCAUGACGGCCACAUAGUGAUGCGGUGGUUCUGGGGUGCGGUGGAACGCUUCAACAACGAGCAAAGGCUGCGGCUGCUGCAGUUUGUGACAGGCACCUCCAGCGUUCCAUACGAAGGCUUCGCUGCCCUACGGGGAAGCAACGGCCUACGACGCUUCUGCAUCGAGAAGUGGGGCAAGGUCACCUCUCUACCAAGGGCUCACACGUGCUUCAACCGCCUGGACCUUCCCCCGUACCCCUCCUACACCAUGCUGUAUGAGAAACUGCUGAUCGCUGUGGAGGAGACCAGUACCUUUGGCCUGGAGUGAGACUGACCACUAGCACUGACCACUGACUGACUGCCUCUGGCACCCUACUAACAAACUAUUUUCUUUUUACGUACAAAUAUUAACUCUGGACAAAUGGUAUUAUCUGUUGUUGUUUUCUUACAAUACGUACCAGAGGAGUGGGUUUGAAAAAGAGGGAUCAAACUUAUUAAAACUUGCAUGCACUACAUCACUCAUCUGGGACAUUGUGAAUAAAUAUACUGUGUGGAGAGG
Molecule: messenger RNA, 1956 nt
Organism: Coregonus clupeaformis (lake whitefish)
Lineage: Eukaryota; Metazoa; Chordata; Actinopteri; Salmoniformes; Salmonidae
Product: E3 ubiquitin-protein ligase HECW1-like
Biological process (GO): regulation of dendrite morphogenesis
Molecular function (GO): ubiquitin-protein transferase activity
Source: RefSeq, a predicted model, not a curated record